This is a messenger RNA of Symbiodinium sp. CCMP2592, 2541 nucleotides long. The record is from the annotation of a GenBank genome assembly. Lineage: Eukaryota; Dinophyceae; Suessiales; Symbiodiniaceae.
AUGGUUGGAGACUUUAACUGUCCCCUGCAUACGCAUUUACCCAAUAUCGGUACUGGAUUAGCACCCCACAAACAUUUAGUUCAUCCAGACCAGUCUGAAUUCCAGUCUGUAGUCCAAUCAGAGGGCCUUGUAGCACUUAAUACGUUCGGUGUCAAAGGCAAGCCUGCUGGCACGUAUCUACACUUCGAUGAUCAUGUUGUCCAGAUAGACUUUAUUAUCACCAGACUUCCGUGCCGACAGAGAGCCAAAACGGCUUCAGCCAUCCCCGACGCCGACAUUGUGCACCCCACGGGUCUUCGACAUGCUCCGGUUGCAGCGUACUUGCCAGUUGAGGGCCCUUCCACGCCUCCACAAAAGUCCCAGAAAAUCACCAGGUACCAGGUUCAAGACUUGUUUCAGAAACAGCCGGAAGCGGAAGCCUGGUACAAGCAUCGGGUCCAGACAUUGCUUGCGUCUCACUCUGAUCCAGAGGUUGCACUAGCAAAGGCAUGGAAGGCUUGUGCCCAACAGUUCCCGCUUGGCAAGGCCAGUGCCAAGCCCCGAGCGGAAAUCAAUCUUCAAACCUUUUGGAUAGCUAAGCGUCAGCUCAGAUCGGCGUUGCAAACAGCUAGUCAAUACUGGAGCCCCGUCAUCUGGCACUGCUCGGCCUCUGGCCAAGCGACUUUGCGUGCUCAUUUUCCAGGAGUGAUAUCCCGUCUUUCAGUUUUGCUGCAUGGAUGGAAAGCCUCGGUCAGUUUUGGCCGCCAGAACAGGACUCUGCGUCAACGUGUACUGCAAAAUAAGCGCCAACAGGUGGAUGCCUUAAUCCAAGAUGCACAGCAGACGCCAAUACAAGGCCUCAGUGGUCUUUACCGUCUUUCGCACAAACUGCGGCCAAAGACUCCGCGUCGUUCCAUCCACUUUCGCUACCCAGAUGGAAGCCUCAUGACGGAGGAGGACGAGCUGAAUAGUCUUAAGUCUUAUUUUGCAGACUUGUAUGACUCCGCCAAUAAACCGCAGCAGCUUUGGACCCUGCAUGAGUCAUUUCACAUCACGCGCCAAGAAGUCGCCUCCGCUUUUGGGCACCUUUCUGCUGUGAAAGCGCUCCCUUCGGCGCAUAUGCCGGCCUGCCUCUGGAAAUUGUGUGCUGAGAGCCUCGUCCCCCAAGUUCAAGCUAUUUUCAAUACUGUUCUGCAGCCUGGACCUCUAUGCUUCCCCGCCCACUGGCAUCAGGCUUUCCUGACGCUGAUUCCCAAACCGGGUAAGCAGCCGAAUCGACCCUGUAACCUGAGACCCAUAAGUAUUUUACCCGCCAUGAUGAGCGACUUGCAGCUCCAGGAAGCCUCCGCAGAGCUGGAACAGUUCGGCAAAUACAUGGCCCAAGCCCAGAAUCCACUGCCGACCACGUCACUUCCCUCCACGGGUCCUCCCUCGCUCAGAGAUCCUUCGGAGCUUCAGGAGGCCAAGGAGGACAUGGAGCUGGAGAGGGAGAAGCGCAGUCCACCCAGGGCUGCUCAGGAACCACUUGCAACGAAGUUCGCCAAAGGGGAUGCGAAGGGGGCCCUUCAGGAACACAGAGAAGCCCUCCACACGGGGAAGGGCAACACCGACCCGCAGCUGGACAAGACUGUGGAGCAGGAGACGGGAUUGGGCAAGGACCAGCAGACCGACGACUCCAAAGUCCAAGCAGCACUCCGGCCAACACACCAGCCUCGCCAACAACGGGGCGCAGCAAGACCCAGUGGAUACGGCACGGGCGGCUUCAUGGGGCACUAUGGCACCAAAGACCAAUGGGGCCGCUCUCAGUGGCCUGGCAAAAGGGCAGACAAACCGCGGCGCACAUGGAACUCCGAGGAGGAGUCAAAUCCGGAGGCCCUGAAGGAGAUCAUUCGGAACCUCACUCGGUUGGUCGUCCGUUUGGAAGACACGGUGACGAUCAGCAACCUCGAUCAGGAAUUCGUGAUAUUCCUCCAAUCGGAGGCCUCGGGAAACCAGUGGGCGAUCACUUCGGCGCUGUUCAACACAGCGCAGGAGUGGAAGAAGAAGAAGGAAGGCGAUCCGAGCAGCCUCUCUCAGCCGCUCCGGAAUGUGCUGUUUUUCUGUCUGUGGAAAAGCCUUCACAGCAUGCUCCAGAAGCUAGAGGACCCCGCGCACCAGACCACCUUAGAGAAGGCACGCGAGUUCGGACUGACGGAGAACGACAACUACGUGUACCUGAAGUGGGAUGCGCAGAGCAAACAACAUGUCCGGGACGAUCGUCAGCCUCUCCCGCACACAGAGGCAGUUCAGACGGUGCUGAACAUCCAGCAGCUGUGCACUUUUCCGGACGUCAUCGGCAGGUUUCACGCCAUGCGGCCUCUGGUGGCCAACCACUCGUCAGAGGUAGUGCCAUUUCUGUUAACGAUCCAGAACAGAUCCGUGGCCAGCCAACAGAUGCAUGCCCUGCUCCAUCGUCUCUGUCGCAAUGGAUGCACACACCUAGUUGCGAUGACGAUGCGGCCAGCCAAACUGGGCCGCAGUCCUUUGGCCCAGCAGUUGGAGAAGCAAGUGCAGAACCUUUGA